CACAUCUCAUCGUUAAAUGUUAGGAGAUGAAUGCCGGUUUCCUCCAAUAGAAGAUGAUGUGUUGCCUGCCUCACUAACUAUACCCCUUGUUAACUGAUAUACGAUCGCAAUUUUCUUCUUGUAGACCUGAUAUUUUGGUUCCAAUUGGCGAAGAAUCCAUCGAUGGAGUAAUGACAUCUGUCAGCGAAGUGCGAUAUUUAAUGGUGUGCAUUAUGUCUUGAAAAAUACCCUUAGAGAGGUCGAAGCUUUGUUUCUCGGCAUCAAAGGCCUUACCACGAUGCUGACUGGAUGAGAAAUCUUGAGUUAUUGAAAGCUAACCGCUUUCCCAUGUACGUGGAUAAUGAGAGCGACGAGGGAUGUUCCAAGCAGCAAAACAUGAUGCAGUCUAAAGUAUCAACAGCAGAAAGGCUCAGCACUCCGAACAUGCAAGUUCCAAGAGUAGCUGAGGAACUGAAGGUGCCAUUGAUUCGGAGUUUGCUCACCAAAGCACUUAAAGCUCAGCAUGUCGAACGGUUCAAGCUUGCAGGAACCAUUUUUCGGGAGGUGUUACAGGUGUUACCAAAGCAAAGAAUUUGUCUUCGCGCUUUAGGGGCCAUGGCUUUGGAAAUCAAUCAUUAUCCAGAAGCUGUCAAUUGGUUACAGGAAGGAGUUCGAGAAUAUCCAAAUGACGCACUAUUCCACACACGACUGGGUGAUGCUUAUUCUGGUCUUGGCAAGUAUGAGGAGGCACUCGAGAAAUAUGAUCGUGCACUUGGCCUAGUAGUGGACAACCAGUCCCUAAUUGCCAUCAGCGACUUGGACAAAAUGACCUUAGCAGAUGAGACGAUUUCGAAUGUAGAAAAGAAUCACACUGAUGUGAAGUCAACUUUCAAGAGGGAUCAAAUUAAAGAACCAGACAUCGAUGAUUUAAAUGCUGGAGAUCUACAGGGUGCCGUAACCUUGGACGGACUCAAGAUUGCUUGUGCAAAAGUUCUCAGCAAGAUGGGUAAUGGAAGUCUCGCCAACGCUAUUCUCAUGGAAGUAUUGAAGGACAGCCCUGGCAAUAUAGAUGCUCUUUACGAGUAUGGUGGUCUCUUGCUUAGUCAUGGCCUUAUCAAAGAUGCAGUAUCCGUCUUUCUCAAGCUUAUGAUAGCCAGACCCGGUAGUAAGAAAAUUCGGAGGAGCCUUUCAAAAGCUUUGAAGCGCCAGCAAGGUUUGGAAUCACUGAAGAACGAACUUGCUCCUGAGGCUAUGGCAGCUCCUGCCCUUGCGUUUAUUGCUUCUUGCGUCAAAGAGUACGGAGCAAUCAGUGAGGCAGUAGAACUGUACGAAAUGGCAAGCACAAUGUCACCCUCAACUCCUGGCUAUUUUCUCAGUCUGAUUCAUUUGUAUGAGGUGACGUAUGAAUAUCACAAAGGUCUUGAGAAGGCAGUCACUUCCUUCCGCAAUGCAAAAUCUUCUAUCAGAAAUCUGUCGUACAGAAGUGCCAUUCAAUGCAUUGAUAACAACAAAGGGAUCAGUCAAGACCAAGAAUCAAAUCCCUCAGAAUCUCAUGUAGGAGUAGAAUAUCCAAGAUGGUGUAUUUUGCCAUCUAGGGACGUUGAGGCAGAACAAGAGAGACAUGUUUUGGUAAAUAAUAAUCAAGAGAACGAUGGCAGUGAUAGAGGAACCUCGUCUCGAGCAGCAUCCGCCAAACCUCUACAUCAAACCCUCGUACGCAACGAAGCUGCCUACUUCACUUGUUUGCAUCAGAUUCUUGAGGAUUAUCCAAUACCUCUACCACUCGGACCGAUUGAAAAGUCCAAUGCUCUCUUUUUGGCUGGGGAUAGUCACUGCCUUUCAGCGGCAUGGAGAAGGGUUUGUCCAAGGGGUAAAGAUUGUGUACUUAUACCUAAGUUAGUCACAGGUUUGAAAAUCUGGCACCUGAGACCUGAAAGUGAUUUUUAUCCGAAAAUUGCUUUCGAAAAUACCAUGAAAAGCAUUCCAGAUGUGUCCAAAGUGGUCAUGCUAUACGGAGAAAUUGACUGUCGAGAUGGGAUAAUAGGAGCAGUUGAGAAGGGCAAAUAUCAGGAUAUCGAGGAAGGAGUACAAGCCACUGUGGACUUGUAUAUAGAUAUUCUUCAAAAGCUUGUCACAGAGAGGAGGUUUGAGCUAUUUGUGCAUCCUAUACCGCCAGUGCUUAAUGAAACGAGGCCGUUAGUACAAACUUUUAAUCGUAUCCUUGAGCAAAGAUUGCUCUUUUACAAGAAAGCUCAUCCUGCAAUUGGAGGCCGACUCCACUGGUUGGACUUCGUCGCGGAUCUGCUUACUGUAGAAGGUUUACCCGUACCCUUUCCCUUGUUUUGUUAAAAUGGGAUUGAUUCCGGAGAGGAAAUGUGAAUCGAUAGUGAUAUUCAUCCAUACAUCUUGUCGUCCCUGCUGGUAGUAUGAAGGAAGAGUUUCAAUUGGAUGGUACACAUUUGAGCCCAAACUACUAUCAUCUGCUACGUCGUGAAAUUGCGAAGGUCUGUUAAGUUCACUUUAAUGUAAGUGGUAACAUGGAAGUGGAAGUUAAUAGUUAGUCCAAGUUAUCGAUCCAAGUACCCUUGACGCCACGAUAAAUAUGAUGUGGUCAUUUUCUCCUUCAACCGGGGACUGCCCAACUUUCAAGAAAUGUACAUUUCACAGAGCUUAGACACCAGACUUUGGUGACGGCCUCACAAAUUGCCAUGAAACUGCCAGUCGAUUAUUCCAUAAUUAUUACAGUAUAUAUAGUUUUUGGGAUGGACAUACACUGACAGCUCUCCCUUUCCGUCCUCAAUGUAUAGUGGAUGGUACCGAAAUACAUUUCGUUUGCUGGACUUGCUAGUUCUUGUUAGCAUCUACAUGAAACAACUCAUGGACCUCGGCCACUGUGAGGAUGUUUUUGCACUACCAUCAGCCUUGAAGUUGAGCAUUUACACAGAGCAAGAUCCUCGAGUUAGUGGAUGGAUCACGAGAGCGGAUCGAAGGGUAUUAGUUGGCAGCUACUGACGUUGUUCAUCGGUUGUCAACAAGGUUGAACUUGAAGCUCUCUACAGUUCAUGAUUUAGAUCUCUGUGAAUGUUCGUCCGCGAGAGUCGUGGAUAACGUUGUAACAGCUCGCUUGGCCCAGCAUGUCUUGAUGCUUAGAUGAAGACAUGGCU
Molecule: messenger RNA, 3143 nt
Organism: Marchantia polymorpha subsp. ruderalis
Lineage: Eukaryota; Viridiplantae; Streptophyta; Marchantiopsida; Marchantiales; Marchantiaceae
Source: the annotation of a GenBank genome assembly